CCACACAGAGCGAGCAGUAGCGACCAGCGGUAGUCUAACAAUGCUGUUCCGGGUGGUCAGAUGCACGGUAUCGUUUUGAGAGUUUUGUGUAUAGUUUUGAUCGAGUGUAUACAAAGAAUGGCCGGGGAGCCUCGUGAGACAGGGCAUACGAAGCCGCUGGUGCAGCUUUUUCCGAAAGCGUCCGAGUGCGUGUAUACGAGUUGUUACUGCGAGGAAAAUGUAUGGAAGCUGUGUCAGGAUGUAGCGACGAGACACGGAUCGGAAUUACAGCAUUGCUACGUUGCUUUCGUGAGCAACUCCUGGCGUAGCGUACCGCUUUGGCGACAACGGGCAGGAAAGAACGAGGAUAAGCUCGUAGUUUGGGACUUCCACGUAAUCCUAAUCUACGCACCUGACGAAAGGGCGGUCGUAUACGAUUUAGAUAGCGCGUUGCCGUUUCCGACGCAUUUCUGGAAAUACGCGAUGGAAACGUUUAGAUCGGACGAAGUGUUACAACCGCAGCAUCAUCGAAGAUUCCGAGUGGUGCCGGCGAACGUUUACUUGAGAGAAUUCGCGUCGGAUCGGCAUCACAUGAAACGCGAGGAUGGUACAUGGAUCAAGACACCGCCGGAUUAUCCGCCGAUCUCAACAGCAACGUGCAAGGACAACUUGGAUUCGUUUAUCAACAUGGAUCCAGAGACCGGGUUCGGGGUUGUACUGACGUUAGAGCAAUUAUUCAACCGAUUUCACAGGCCGAACGCGAAGGCAACCGCUCCUCGUACACCUCAACCGCAACCAACACCGACUUAAGUAUACCUGCUAAAUAAGUUUCGCCAGGAUAACGAUUCUUUGCUUCGAUUUUCAAUUGUCAGAACGGAUGGAAAAAAGAAAAAAAAUCAAUUUUAUGGCCUAAGGGAAUUGUUUAGGUGCAUGUACCUUUGUGAAGCUGAAAAUAUUGGGUCAGAAAUUCGGCGAUAUCACUUAACCGUUGCUAAUUGUUAAAAAGGAGAAGAAGAAAAAUAUUGCAGCCACGUUUCUACGAGCUACGAACGAGAUAGCUAAAUUGGAACCGAAAUAUUCUUUUCUACGAAGCAUUCCUGAUUUUUUUUUUACA
Molecule: messenger RNA, 1093 nt
Organism: Habropoda laboriosa
Lineage: Eukaryota; Metazoa; Arthropoda; Insecta; Hymenoptera; Apidae
Product: protein N-terminal glutamine amidohydrolase
Exons: 4
Coding region: 61-789 (242 amino acids)
Cellular component (GO): nucleus; cytosol
Molecular function (GO): protein-N-terminal glutamine amidohydrolase activity; protein-N-terminal asparagine amidohydrolase activity
Source: RefSeq, a predicted model, not a curated record